AUGGUUGACAAGGUUUCAUCUGGCGAACAGUGCGAGGAUUUUGGUCGUGAAAAUUUAGAGCUCAGUAAAGAUUUAGAGAGGAUGACCGAGCAGAUGGAGAAUAUUUCAGUGAAUCUGACUUGGAUGGCAUACGACAUGGUGGUACUGAGGACUGAUCCUCAACUUGCAAAAUCCCUCAAGAAACUGGAGAAUGAGUUCGUCCAGUGUAAAGCUGUUAUCUGCGGCUCCAAAGACAAUCUAGUUGACCAGUGUACAAUUUCAGACUAA
Messenger RNA from Neoarius graeffei (lesser salmon catfish), 267 nucleotides. It is a transcript of the gene syce3, whose product is annotated as synaptonemal complex central element protein 3. NCBI's taxonomy places the organism in Eukaryota, Metazoa, Chordata, Actinopteri, Siluriformes, Ariidae. The coding region runs from base 1 to 267 and encodes 88 amino acids. Gene Ontology annotation, biological process: reciprocal meiotic recombination; spermatogenesis; synaptonemal complex assembly. The transcript is spliced from 2 exons. The record is from RefSeq and is a predicted model, not a curated record.